Mucor mucedo is the source of this 1719-nucleotide messenger RNA. RefSeq lists its product as uncharacterized. The record is from RefSeq and is a predicted model, not a curated record. The coding region runs from base 34 to 1596 and encodes 520 amino acids. Gene Ontology annotation, biological process: exocytosis. Gene Ontology annotation, molecular function: guanyl-nucleotide exchange factor activity. Lineage: Eukaryota; Fungi; Mucoromycota; Mucoromycetes; Mucorales; Mucoraceae. Gene Ontology annotation, cellular component: Golgi to plasma membrane transport vesicle; cell tip. The transcript is spliced from 2 exons.
UUUUUUUUUGGUAAGCUGACACUCUACUGUUGUAUGUACUUUCUUCAUCUUUAUAUUUAUAAGAUGUCCAACGAACAAAGCGUAGAUGAACAGCAAAAGAGAUAUUCAAAUGAAAAGCCUGUGACUACCAAAGACAUAGCCAAUCUUUAUUCUCAUUUACAAACAAUGAUUGAUAAUGUGCCCAAGUCACCACGCCUUGAAAUAGAAGAGACGACAUUUCCUAUUACCCCCACUUGUUCUUCAAGUUUAAUACCCCCAAACCGCAAGGUAACACCCAAAGAGCCCGACUGUCCUUGUCAUCAUAUUCUGGUGUCCAAAGAUUCCAAAUAUUGUGGAUUAUGUGAUGAUGUGAUACCUGUUCUUUCCCAACUUCAACACGAAGUCAAGAGCUCACGACAAGAAGGCAAGAAAUACAAGGAGUCGCUUGAGUUAGAAAAGCAGAAUGCAAAGACUUUUACUGUCCAGCUAAAUACAGUUGAAAACAAAAUUGUGAAUUUGAAUCAAAAGCUGAAUGAGACGAAUCAGAAAUAUAGCUCUCUUCAGGAGGAUUUAUCAGUCUUAAAGAACAAACUAGUGAAGGAAAAGGAGGAGACGGAGAGAGCAAAAGAGGAAAAGCGAGUAUUAGAAAACGAAUUGGAAGACCUUUCACAAAAGCUAUUUGAAGAGGCCAAUCAUAUGGUGGCCAAUGAAAAGAAAGCGAAACAUGAACUAGAAAUUCAAUAUCAACAUUUGCAAGCGGAAUUAAAGCAGUGUCAAAUACAAUUAGAGGCAGAAGAAGAACAACUUAAAGAGUUAAAGAACAAAUUAGGCGAUGAAACCACAGUGAAACAGGUGACGACGACAGGUGCACAAGAGAGCCUACUUGACAUCGAUCCAAUGUUAUUGAGUGAAUUUAAGGAACUUGUCGAUUGCGGACCUUCUCGAAAAUUACACACAAUUCCUUUUAUGAAAAAUAGUUUAUUGGAAGAUAUUGAACCAUGUCUCAGAUUCGGUCCCAGCUCAAGAUUAUCAACAAAGAAAUUAUAUGAAGCAAUCUCUUUAAAUGCAUGCUUUAUCGAAGAAUGUCCUCAAGUAUGUCCUCAACAACCAGAUCCUCUUAAGAUUUCUGCCCUGAAAACAACUUUAUGGGAAAGAGCAACUGCUAUUUCAGGCUGUCAGGCAUGCGGAAGAAAUACAGAGGCCGUCCUUCCAUAUAGAUUUCGUAUCUCCGUAAUGGAUGACUGGGCUUGUAUUGAUAAAUUUUGUAGGGAUCGUCUGGUUGCUGUAUGUGAAUUUUACUUAUUCGUCAGAAACACCAGACAAGGCUACUAUCAUUCACGCACUCUCUCCGACUUGUAUAAUGAAUCAGUGCAACUAAGACUUUCUAUGUUUUACACUAGAAUGGGCACCCCGUCUCCUCCCGUCACUGCGACUGCCACUGCCACUGCCAUUACCGCCACUGCUGAUGCCACUCUCACUUCCACAGAGGAAGAAGAGACCCUGACUGACACUGAAACAGUGCUGUCAUCGGAUUCAAGUAUCAGCUCCAAUGAAGACGACGCAUACUUUCCAAGACAUCCCGGUAAUUCGGUUUGGGUCCAACAUUCUUUUUUAUGAAAAAAAUAGUAAUCUUUUUAUAGUUUAGUGGCUUUUAUAUUUGUAACCUUUUACGCUCUUUUGUCCUAAUUAGUAUAAAGACUAGAAAAAACUAUUGCUUUUUUACCAAUUCGUAAAUAUGAG